Molecule: messenger RNA, 1533 nt
Organism: Panicum virgatum (switchgrass)
Lineage: Eukaryota; Viridiplantae; Streptophyta; Magnoliopsida; Poales; Poaceae
Product: heat shock cognate 70 kDa protein 2-like
Exons: 1
Coding region: 97-1365 (422 amino acids)
Biological process (GO): protein refolding; cellular response to unfolded protein
Cellular component (GO): cytoplasm
Molecular function (GO): ATP binding; ATP hydrolysis activity; heat shock protein binding
Source: RefSeq, a predicted model, not a curated record
AAGAGGCUCAUUGGUAGGAGAUUUAGUGAUAAAUCUGUCCAGGCUGAUGUCAAGCUCUGGCCCUUCAAGGUUGUUCCGGGACCUGGAGACAAGCCUAUGAUUGUUCUUCAGUACAAGGGUAAGGAGAGGCAGUUUUCAGCUGAAGAGGUAUCCUCGAUGCUUCUCAUCAAAUUGAGGGAGUUUGCAGAAGACUACCUUGGCACCACCAUCAGGAAAGCUGUUGUCACUGUCCCUGCGUGCACCACCGACUCACAGAGGCAGGGCACCUGGGAUGCUGGAGCGCUCGCUGGUCUCAAUGUUAUCCGUAUCAUCCCUGAGCCAACUGCUGCUGCCAUAGCUUAUGGUCUUGACAAGAAGGCUACUAGAUAUGGUGAAAAGAAUGUUCUCAUCUUCGACCUUGGAGGUGGUACCUUUGAUGUCUCUAUUCUAAUCAUCGAGGAGGGAAUUUUUGAGGUCAAGGCCGUAGCUGGUGACACUCACCUUGGAGGUGAGGAUUUCGACAACCGUAUGGUCAACCACUUUGUUCAAGAGUUCAAGACAAAGAAUAAGAAAGGCAUAAGUGACAACCCCAGGGCUCUCAGGAGGCUUAGGACUGCCUGCGAGAAGGCCAAGAGGACCCUCUCCUCAGCUGCGCAAGCCACCAUUGAGAUCGACUGCCUAUAUGAAGGCAUCGACUUCUACUCAACCAUCACCAGAACCAGGUUUGAGGAACUCAACAUGAAUCUCUUCCAGAAGAGCAUGGAGCCUGUUGAGAAGUGCCUCAGGGAUGCUAGAAUGGACAAGAGCUCCAUUCAUGAUAUUGUGCUUGUUGGUGGCUCCUCUAGAGUUCCAAAGGUUCAGCAUCUUCUUCAGGACUUCUUCAAUGGGAAGGAGCUUUGUAAGAGCAUCAACCCUGAUGAGGCUAUUGCCUACGGAGCUGCUGUCCAGGCUGCCAUCUUGUCUGAAAAGGACUAUGACAAUAAGAAUUCGAAGAUCCUCGACCUCCUUUUGUUGGAUGUUACCCCUCUUUCUCUUGGUUUGGAGACACCAGGUGGUGUCAUGUCUGUGCUGGUUCCAAGAAACACCACCAUCCCCAUAAAAAAGGAAAUGAUAUUGAACGAAAAACAGAUGAUCUUAUCUACUGACUCCAAUAACCAGACUACCAUUCAUAUCCAUGUCUACGAGGGUGAGAAGACCAGAACUCGUGACAACAACCUGCUGGGCAGGUUUGAGUUCUGCGUUCCUUCUGCACCCAGCGGUGUUCCACAGCUCACUGUUACCUUCGAUCUGGACGUCAACGGCAUCCUUGUUGUCUCCGCUGAGGACAAAACCACCGGCAAGAAGAAGAAGAUAACUGUCAACAAGAGAUUUUAUAUUACAAAGUGAGAUCUGUUACAGAUCAGUAAUGAGUACGUAAUCAGUAAUACUGUAGAAAAACAUUAUUUAAUCAGAAACAAUGAUGGUAUCCUGGAGUGAUUGGUGUAAUGUGGUUAAGAUGUGCAGAACUUCGUAACUUUGUUGUUAUUGGGAUAUGAAUUUAGAUUUACCUCUUGU